CUGACCUCAGAUACGUCUGAACUGUGUAAGUUUGACCCCGGUGACCUGCAGUCUCUGACCUGGCUGACCUCAGUGGACGUCCCACGUCUGCAGCAGCUCCGCGCAGGCCGAGCCGAGUUCAGCAUGAGCGCUCAGGACCAACUGCAUGCAGCAGCUCAGCUGAGUAACAUGAGCGUGGCUGGAGGAGGGACAUCCAUGGUCCAUCUGCAGAGUAACAUGCAGCACAGCCCUCUGGGAAUCAGCACUAUGCCGCAGUUUUCUCCCAGUUUUCCGUCUCCUGCUUCGGUCUAUCAGACCUCUUCCCAGCAGGUGAUGACUUUCUCCCAGUCCAACCAGCAGUGUUCUCCUGGAGGACUCUACAGCAACUUCAACAACCAGAGUUUAUUCACACAGCAGCAGAUCCACACUCCACACAGCCAGGAGACACAGCCCAAAACCUUCCCCAAGCCCAUCUACUCCUACAGCUGCCUGAUCGCGAUGGCUCUGAAGAACAGUAAGACAGGCAGUCUCCCGGUCAGCGAGAUCUACAGCUUCAUGAAGGAACACUUCCCCUACUUUAAGACAGCACCAGACGGCUGGAAGAACUCCGUGCGGCACAAUCUGUCUCUGAAUAAAUGUUUUGAGAAAGUGGAGAACAAGAUGAGCGGCUCGUCGAGGAAGGGCUGCCUGUGGGCUCUCAACCCGGCCAAGAUCGACAAGAUGGAGGAGGAGAUGCAGAAAUGGAAACGUAAAGACCUAACAGCAAUCCGACGCAGCAUGGCCAACCCAGAUGAAUUAGACAAGCUGAUCACAGAUCGUCCAGAGAGCUGCAGACGGAAACCGCUGGAUCCUCAGCUUGCUCCUCCUCAGCCGGUUCUGUCUCUGCAGUGUCUUACUGUUCACCAUCAGCUCCAGCUGCAGCUCCACGCUCAACCCCAGAUAACACCGACAUCUCCGGCUCCUGCUCAGACACCACCACUCCACCCUGUACCUGAACUCGUCAAACAGCCGCCGCUGCCACCACCACAACCUGCAGAGAUCUUCAGCGUCCACAGUGAUGUCCAUUCUGAGGUGGAUGCUCUGGACCCUAGUAUCAUGGACUUCGCCUUACAAGGAAACCUUUGGGACGAGAUGAAGGACGACAGCUUUAACCUGGAUGCUCUGGGUUCCUUCAGUAACUCCCCCCUGCGUCUCUCUGACUGUGAUCUGGAAGGUGUGAGCACCACGCCUGUGUCCAGCGCUGCUGAGAUUCCCUUCUCAGGCGUUUACACAUCUUACAGCACGGUGGAUGGAUUCACCAACCAGUACAUCAACACACAAGGCAGCAGCAAACCCAUCGUCCUACAUUAAACACACACACACACACACACACCCCUACCAAACAGCAAAGACCAGCUUUACUCCAAAGGACCAUAAACAAAGGAAACCGUGGGUUUUGAUUAUUUCAUCAUUAUUCUUCCUUUUAAUUUUCUCAUAAGCCAAACCAUACUGUAUCAAUGGACAGCUUUCCUUACACACACUACCAGUGACGCAGAACCUCUGGAUCUCUAAUGGUACAAAAAAUAGGACAAGCAUAAUGUUCAACUCAAAUCAGUCUCCAGCGCUGAGAGAAAAGUAAACCAAACAGCAAAUUUCUGGAAGAGAAGAAAUAUAUGAAUGCUUAUGUACAUACAAGUCUCCAUAGAUACAGCUACAUUUGGACGUUGUACAUUUUGUCUGCACCACAUGUUAGCAGAGCUUAGAAUAGACAUGUGCUGACAUUAUGUUAUACAUCACAGUCAUAAACCUUUAGCCUUUGAUUACAGUUUAUUUCUACAUACAUGAUGUAGAGUCUCAGCAGGCAGUGGUGUAUUGAAGCGUCUCGGUGUAUCAGCGAUCAGCACAUGUCUGUUCCUAAUAAAAGUCUGCUAACUAAAGAGAAAACGUCAUGUUUAUAUCCGGUGCUUUGGAUAUAUCCCCCUUCAGGUGCUUCGUGUACAUUUUAAGGCUGUAACUAAGCUACUUCCUGUUUUAUUAAAAGGGAAUACACUGUGUUUUUAUUUUUCACGUUUGCAUGUUAGUGUGUUUUCCGUAGCUUGUGUGUCUUCUGUUGUGUUGUAAUAGGCAGCAAGUCUCCUCUGUAAUUAUUGAUUAUUUAUAUUUCUAAGCCAGAUGAAGAACGGUGUGUGCUCACUGUAAAUACCUACACAUGUCCAAAAUGAUUACUGGUGAUCACAGACACUCUCUGACAGCAAAUUCUUCCACAUAUUAAAGGACUUUCCCAGCAAUUUCUAAAGCAUAUCCAUAUAUAAGCGUGUACAGUAUGUUUCAGACAUACCCUCAUGCAGCACUGAGUAAAGGGGUAAAGCCACUGUGGGUUAAUAACACAUAAUAACAAAUAUAAUAAUCAGGAGAGACAGCGCGUGUGUGGGAACGUUUAGGUCGUUUUAU
Molecule: messenger RNA, 2409 nt
Organism: Hemibagrus wyckioides
Lineage: Eukaryota; Metazoa; Chordata; Actinopteri; Siluriformes; Bagridae
Gene: foxn4
Product: forkhead box N4
Exons: 8
Coding region: 124-1329 (401 amino acids)
Biological process (GO): regulation of transcription by RNA polymerase II
Molecular function (GO): transcription cis-regulatory region binding; DNA-binding transcription factor activity, RNA polymerase II-specific
Source: RefSeq, a predicted model, not a curated record